GUACAACUACCGACCACUCAGUCACCCAUCACGAUCUAUCAUCCCGUGUUCGCCAAGUUCCUGCGAAUGAUGGCUGAGCCGCAAGUCUUUACGCACGAAGAGCUCGAUGGCGCUCAGAGGUUCGUGGAUUAGGCCGUAGCUUACUACUCAAGUAAAGACAGGCGAUUCGCGCGAUCGCUCGAAAUGGCGAUGGCGGUACAUCGACAAAGUUUCUCAACAACGAUCAUCUCCAACGCAUCUGGCGAAUCUGAAGUAGACGGUGCUGUGUAUUCAGCGGUUGUGAAUAACAAAUUCAGCACAGUCACCGCGUUGACCAAGAUUGCGCUCGAGGUGGGCGAAGGUGUCUGCGAGCCGCUCGCGCAGGUAAAGUGUGCGUACGUGGCUCUAUACCCCUCUGACGAGGCUCGGCCUGUCCGACAAGCGUGUUGCUGUCCCGCAUUCCUCAUAGGGAUGGCAGGGCCCAACAUCAUAGUCAGCGGUGCUGUGUUCGCCGACCAGCUCAUCGCACAGACGCUGACGGACUACAUCUCCGUCGUCCCUCGCCCGGGGAAAAGGGGCCGCUCCCCGCUUGACGAUGCCGGCCAUCGCGUCGCGAGACUCUUCCGGGCACUCAAAGUGUGUAUCGAGGAUUUGAACAGAUACUACAAACAGGUCGCACAAGAGGUCGCCCCGCCACCUCCGCCGCCUGUCACUGGUGUCAUGGGCAGUUGUGCCUCCGUGAGCGAGUCAGCCAGAGUCGCCCAGGCUAUGCGCGUGCCGUCGUAUAUCGGGCCUCAUUUCACGGAAUACCUCGACAGCGCUGGGCAGUCGAUCGAGCUUGUGUACAAGGAGCGGCUCAGCCCCGACAUCACAGGGAGAGCGGUGAUCGUCGCGGAGGCAAGACGGGAGGCCGAAACGGAAACGACACCGACGAAGGUGGUCGUCAAGUUCGCGCACACGUACAACCGUGAGGCACACGAACUCCUCGCGGCCGCAGAGCCCCCACAGGCACCUCGGCUGCGGCACUGUGCAUACGAGGACAGUGUGGGCAUGUGGGUCGUCGUAAUGGACUACGUGGAGGGCAGCAAGCUCGGGGAGGUGCAGACCGAGCCCACGCACGUUGCCUCCCUCCGGACGGCGGUGAGGACGCUGCACGAGCGCGGGUUCGUGUUCGGCGACCUACGCCAAAGGAACGUGCUCGUCGUGGGCGAGAGGGUGGUACUGAUCGACUUUGACUGGUGCAGGAAGGCUGGCGAGGCGAGGUAUCCGAGCGACAUCCUUCUGGACGGCCAAAUUCCGUGGCACUACAGUGUACGGCGGGGCGGGCUUAUUGAGGAGGUGCACGACAGGCAUCUUUUCCACAUUCUUACAGGAGAGGAGCUGUGACGGACUGUUCAUGACAUUCGUAUAUACAGUAUGUACUCGUGGCAUGGAAUGCAUAUCCAUACAGUUCAUAA
Messenger RNA from Fomitopsis serialis, 1436 nucleotides. RefSeq lists its product as uncharacterized. Bases 184 to 1365 code for a protein of 393 amino acids. The record is from RefSeq and is a predicted model, not a curated record. The transcript is spliced from 2 exons. Lineage: Eukaryota; Fungi; Basidiomycota; Agaricomycetes; Polyporales; Fomitopsidaceae.